Messenger RNA from Biomphalaria glabrata, 2934 nucleotides. RefSeq lists its product as uncharacterized. The record is from RefSeq and is a predicted model, not a curated record. The transcript is spliced from 10 exons. Lineage: Eukaryota; Metazoa; Mollusca; Gastropoda; Planorbidae. Bases 31 to 1566 code for a protein of 511 amino acids.
ACAAAACAUUUGCAGAUCAUUUUUAAAACAAUGAGUACCUUCGUGGCAGUGUUACUUAUUUUAUUAUAUGUAACUGGAGCAGGUCAAGGCUCCCGACGACGACAAGCAGACGAUGAACCAAACGAGAAAGAAAUAAAGGAUAAUGAGAACGACAAAUGUGGGGACGAGACUUUGUCUGAAGUUUGUGAAAUCGGCUGGUAUGGCGAGACGUGUGCGGUUCAAUGCCACUGCGCUGAGAACAAUGCCUGCACGGAUGAAGGUUUCUGCAUUGACACGGCCUCCAGGUGCAUGAAGGGUUUCUUUGGAGGAACUUGUCAGAUGAUUGAUAUGGCUCAAGCCGCUGUGAGCUCAAUGCCUUUGUUGAUUGACGGUGAUCCGGAGUCAUGCCAAGAGGAUACCACGAUUAAAAGACUUCACUUGAGACUCAAUGUUCCCGUAUAUUUCAUCUUUUUGAGAAUGGUUGUACUUGAGGAAGUAGAGUGGUUCAAUGACCCUAUAGAAGUGAAGUUCGUAACCAUCAAGGGAGUGAAAGCAGACUGCAUGAAUGCUACCACCUACCUGUUCUUAGAGAAUGCACUGGACGUGUACUGCAAUGUCAUUGACCUUGUACGCGAGAUAGAUGUCACGUGGACACACGAUCGUAUGCUCUGCAGCGUCAAUGUGGACGGGGGUAGCAACGUCGUACUGCGGCUACCUGGGGUCGAUCCUGAUAUUUUCAAGACUGUUGACGGCGACAUGAGCGUCUUGCCUGAGCGCUGCUGGUCAAAGAUAGGAGACAGCACAAUAUCUUGGACGAUUGACCUUCAAAAUUACCAUCUAAUCUAUAUGGUGGUCAUUACAGGAAGGCCAGAUGAAGCAGGAAACAAGAUGAGAGACUUUCGUUUGUCUUUGAUGGAGGAAGACAAAGUGGUUGCUGAGCUGACGGAUAAUUUAGAGACCCGGGGAUUCGGAAACCAGCAUGUUUUCUAUUUCUACCCAGACUUCGACGUGACGAAGAUCAAAAUAUAUUACAAGGAUGAAGAGAACCAGAGCCGAGAACUCCACAUUUGUGAAUUUGAGGCUUUUGGAUGGUGUGCCGCAGGCGUGUACGGGGAUCAGUGUGAGAAGAUUUGUCCUUCUCACUGCGCCAGAAAUCUGUGUGACGAAUAUGGAUGCUUCUGGUGCAUAGAGGGGUACACGGGCCCCACCUGCAAUAAAGUGAAAUCCAACACGACGUCAAACGAAGAAGGAGGCACAUCUAAGAAUGGAACCUCCUCGACCACCCAGCCCACGCCCAAUGUCUCUCUACAGACAGACAAGGUGAUAGACCUGGUCUUUAUCGGUCUCCAUAUUGCCUUUGGCACGACCAUCGUGGCGGUCUCGCUGAUCUGUAUCUGCCUUCGCAUCAGGGACUACAAGAGCGAUAGGGCGUCCACCAUCUUUUCUAUGGCUCCCCCAUCCUUGUCUGGCUCCUUUACCACGCCACAACGAAGUGUGAGAGCUUUGAACUCUCAACCCAGUAACACCAUUGUGGAGCAAGAGUUACGUCACCCGACUCCACCGCCUCGUCAAGGUCCCAGGCUCUAACAACUCUAGCGGCAGACAAGAUAUCUGCUAGAAAGAAAACAAAAAAAAGGAUAAAUGACACCAAUGCAGACGGCUUCUUUGUAAACAGAUUGAUUAACUCAUUGAUUUUAAGCUUCUAGAGGCAGUCAUUCGUUUCACCCCUGUGUAGACGUCUGCUCAUUCUUUGGCAGCUCUACGGACCGUCAUUCACGUCGGAUCUUCUGCAAAAUUGUUUAUAUAUUUAUAUAUUUAUCGCGCGAGAGCUGUGUCUGUGGUCUUUAAAAUUCAAAAGAGUUAUAAAUAGGACAAUGUAUAUGACAUAAUUUUAGUUUUUGUUGCUGUACAUAAUUUUUAAAGAGGCUAAAGAUGUGUAUCAAUUCAAAGCCUUAAUGACUUAACAUUGGGAAUGAAAAAGUUUAACUGUGAAGCUUCUUUGAUCGCGCACUAAAAGCCAACCCUGGAAUUAUUAUUUAUUAUUUAUUUGACCUAAUUGGACAUGCCUACCAAAGAAUGGGUUGAAGCCCAAAGGUGUGAGUCUAGAAAUAGGAUUACGUGAAAGUUGGAUGAAGGAACAAUGUUAAGUUUUUUUUUUCUAAAAUAUACAAAACUAUACAAGAAUCAAUACAUAUUGUAUCAUUUAUGAUUCAGUGUGAAGUAGUGUGCUCAAGGGAGUGGUAGAUUGUGACAAAAGCAACAUUAAGAAAUUACUAAUCACCAAUAGGUGUGCAUAUCUGUGAAAAAAAACACUUAAUCUGGGGAUUUAAACUAAGCAAAACUACAUGUAACAUCACUAGUGACAUCCUAUCUGGGAGCUUUGAUUGCAUAAGGCUGUUUAAGUGACCAUUAACACGCACGUGACAGCAAUGUGCAUUGAUAGGACAGUGUAGAUUCUUUUAUGUCCCCUUUCAGUGUCCCCAUUAAUUAGAGUGAAUUGAGGAAGUCCUAUUGGUGGGUAAUUAGUUGAGUUUUAACACGUGUGUCGUAAUUAUUUGUCGGGAUUGCACUGCGUCAUGGGCUGGACACAGCCCGCCGGCCACAGUUUAGGCAUCACAGUGGCGUCACCCUACCACAACACGUAUUGUAUGAGUAGGAAAAUGAUUGAGGAAAAUGUCGUAGGCUUGUCAUAGCAAAAGGUUGCUACUGAUUUAACCUUCUUGUAAUGAGUAUUUAAAAUGAAGUGUUUUCGUUGAUAGAAAAUUUCAGGACUAUCAAAGGACUAAGUGAAUUAAGUCCGAAUAUAGUAUGAAUACAGGCCGUAAGGUAAACAAUUAAAUAUUUAUAGAUAACUAUAUAGUAAUAUUUAGUUUCUACAUGGAUCGUUCGCCGUUGUUGUAUUUCUUGAAUUUAUAAUUGGAUUAUUUAGUAAAUAUAAUAAAUAUGGUUUUCUUU